Trichomycterus rosablanca is the source of this 1120-nucleotide messenger RNA. It is a transcript of the gene dhrs7ca, whose product is annotated as dehydrogenase/reductase (SDR family) member 7Ca. Lineage: Eukaryota; Metazoa; Chordata; Actinopteri; Siluriformes; Trichomycteridae. The record is from RefSeq and is a predicted model, not a curated record. Gene Ontology annotation, molecular function: oxidoreductase activity, acting on the CH-OH group of donors, NAD or NADP as acceptor. The transcript has 7 exons. The coding region runs from base 51 to 980 and encodes 309 amino acids. Gene Ontology annotation, biological process: intracellular calcium ion homeostasis.
UCAUUUAGCAAGAAGGUCCACCAUGUUUCUGAGAAGUAAAGAAGACAAGUAUGAGUACCACGGUUUUGCUAGUGUCUAUUGCUGUGGUCAUUGCAGCAGGACUCUUCCAUCUGUACAAUGUGGUACUUCGACUGCUGAGCAAAACUCCAGUGCAGAACAAAGUAGUGCUAAUAACAGAUUCAUUAUCAGUCCUGGGCAAUGAUUGUGCCAAACUUUUCCACAAACGUGGGGCUCGGCUGAUUCUUUGUGGAAAGGAAUGGGAAAAGCUUGAGUCUCUUGGACAGCAGCUGGUGGAUGAAUCAGAUCCUACUGCAACAUUCCCACCUAAGUUGAUUGAGCUGGACUUCGGUGAAAUUGAGACAAUGCCAGAUGUGCUUUCAGAUGUUCUAGACUGUUAUGGCUAUGUGGAUAUUCUCAUUAUUAACAGUAGUAUAAAAGUAAAAGCACCUGCACAGUCCCUUUCUUUAGAAAUGGAUAAGAUGGUUAUGGAUGCCAAUUACUUUGGGCCGAUCACACUGGCCAAAGGUGUUCUUCCUACAAUGAUCUCUAGAAAGGCUGGCCACAUUCUUCUGGUCAACAGCAUUCAGGGGAAACUGACUGUGCCUUUUCGGACCACAUAUGCUGCUUCCAAACACGCAGUGCAAGCCUUCUUUGACUGUCUUAGAGCUGAGGUACAAGAGUUUGGCAUUUCUGUGACCACCAUCAAUCACACCUUUAUAAAUCCUUCUCCCUCAGUCCAACAAAUGAACCCAUUGAACUCCAUCCUGUCAGUGCUUACAGGGCAGAAGCCACAUGGUGUAUCCCCAGAGGAGAUGACCAGUGCCAUAUUGAAAGCUUUGAGCAACAAGAGAAAUGAGAUCAUCAUGGCUCAUUCCAUUUCGAAAUUGGCCAUCUAUGCCCGGUCUCUUUUUCCCAACAUUUUCUUUGCUGUAAUGGCAGCAGGAGUGAGGAACGCUGCAGCUGUGGAGCAAGCACAGUAAUUAUUGGAGCUUGUAUUUAAAAAUAAACUGUCUUGGGAUUUAGUUCUUUGUUAAAGUGGAUAACAAGUGUGAAAUCAAAUUCUAACCCAGGUUCAAACACUAUGUUUGUCUGUGUGAACACAAUACAAAUUUGUCUUAAA